Pterocles gutturalis (yellow-throated sandgrouse) is the source of this 3754-nucleotide messenger RNA. Its product is annotated as diacylglycerol kinase delta-like. Lineage: Eukaryota; Metazoa; Chordata; Aves; Pterocliformes; Pteroclidae. The record is from RefSeq and is a predicted model, not a curated record. Gene Ontology annotation, molecular function: protein heterodimerization activity; protein homodimerization activity; ATP-dependent diacylglycerol kinase activity. Gene Ontology annotation, biological process: lipid phosphorylation; intracellular signal transduction; diacylglycerol metabolic process.
ACUCCAUGUCGGAAGCUCAUCCUUUGUGCUGAUAACAGAAAAGAGAUGGAAGAUUGGAUUGCAGCACUGAAGACUGUACAAAACCGUGAACAUUUUGAGUCUACCCAGUACAGCAUGGACCAUUUCUCAGGGAUGCAUAACUGGUACGCCUGCUCACAUGCUCGGCCAACGUACUGCAACGUGUGUCGGGAGGCAUUAUCUGGAGUCACAUCGCAUGGACUCUCAUGUGAAGUGUGCAAGUUUAAAGCCCACAAGCGGUGUGCUGUGCGGGCAACCAAUAACUGCAAGUGGACAACUCUGGCCUCUAUCGGGAAGGAUAUAAUUGAGGAUGAAGAUGGGAUCUCGAUGCCACAUCAGUGGCUGGAAGGAAACUUGCCCGUGAGUGCCAAAUGCACCGUGUGUGAUAAAACCUGUGGCAGCGUUCUGCGUUUGCAAGACUGGCGCUGCCUCUGGUGCAAAGCUAUGGUACACACAGCAUGUAAAGAGUUGUUGACAAACAAGUGCCCUCUUGGGCUCUGCAAAGUAUCUGUCAUUCCUCCUACUGCUCUUAACAGCAUUGAUUCAGAUGGUUUCUGGAAAGCUACUUGUCCGCCUUCUUGCACAAGCCCUUUGUUGGUCUUUGUCAACUCAAAAAGUGGAGACAACCAAGGUGUAAAAUUUCUACGAAGGUUCAAACAGCUACUGAAUCCAGCCCAGGUCUUUGACCUCAUGAAUGGAGGGCCUCACCUUGGUUUACGCUUAUUCCAGAAAUUUGACACUUUCCGGAUUCUUGUUUGCGGUGGGGACGGAAGUGUUGGCUGGGUUCUCUCCGAAAUCGAUAGCCUCAAUCUUCAUAAGCAGUGCCAGCUGGGAGUGCUGCCCUUGGGAACAGGGAAUGACCUUGCCCGCGUGUUAGGCUGGGGGUCUGCUUGUGAUGAUGAUACCCAGCUCCCCCAGAUCCUGGAGAAGCUGGAGAGGGCCAGUACCAAAAUGCUGGACAGGUGGAGCAUCAUGGUGUAUGAAACCAAACUGCCUCGCCAGGCCUCCACUUCCACAGUCACUGAAGAUUUCAGUGAGGAUUCUGAGGUGCAGAAGAUUCUCUUCUAUGAAGACUCUGUGGCUGCUCAUUUGUCCAAAAUUUUGACUUCUGACCAACACUCGGUGGUCAUCUCCUCAGCCAAGGUGCUUUGUGAGACAGUGAAGGAUUUUGUGGCUCUUUAUGAGAAGGCAACGGAAAGCUCAGAGGAAUCAGAGGUCAUGGCCAGGAAGUGCUCUGUCCUGAAGGAGAAGCUGGACUCAUUGUUGAAGACACUGAAUGAUGAAUCUCAAGCAUCUUCAUCUCUGCCAAACCCUCCUCCCACCAUUGCAGAGGAAACUGAAGAUGGCGAUGGGUCAGGCAGUGCUUGUGAUUCUUCUAGUGACCAGUCAGUGGGCUCCUCAUGUACUGCACGGCCCCAGAUAUUUCGUCCCCGAGAACAGCUCAUGUUGAGAGCCAACAGCUUGAAAAAAGCCAUUCGUCAGAUAAUAGAGCAUGCAGAAAAAGCUGUAGAUGAGCAGAACGCCCAGACCCAGGAGCAAGAGGGCUUCCUCCUUAGUCUCUCAGCCUCUGAAGAGGACAAGGAGCUGAGGAAUGAGGAUAAAAUCUCCCUGCAGUCAUCACACAGCAGCAGCUAUGGAGUGUCCAAAGGAAGGACCCAGCGUAAAGCAUCCAAGUCUCCUUGUGAAAGACUAAUAAACAAAGGAAGUUUGUCGCUGGGCAGCUCUGCAUCUCUUCCUCCCCAGACAGGAAACCGGGACAACUUGCCAAUGCUGAACACAAAAAUCCUCUACCCAAAUAUCCGUGCUGGCAUGUCUGGUUCUUUGCCUGGGAGCUCUGUCAUCAGCCGAUUGUUGAUCCAUGCUGAUCCCUUUAACUCUGAGCCUGAAAAUCUUGAAUGUUACACAGAGAAGUGUGUCAUGAAUAAUUACUUUGGAAUUGGACUGGAUGCAAAGAUUUCUUUGGACUUCAACAACAAACGUGAUGAGCACCCAGAGAAAUGCAGAAGUCGUACUAAAAACAUGAUGUGGUACGGAGUACUGGGGACCAAGGAGCUGCUACACAGAACAUAUAAAAACCUGGAACAGAAGGUCUUGCUGGAGUGUGAUGGGAGGCCAAUCCCUUUGCCCAGUCUACAGGGAAUUGCCGUACUCAACAUUCCCAGCUAUGCAGGAGGCACCAACUUCUGGGGGGGAACCAAGGAAGAUGAUACAUUUACAGCUCCCUCCUUUGAUGACAAGAUUUUGGAGGUGGUCGCAGUGUUUGGUAGCAUGCAGAUGGCAGUGUCACGAGUGAUAAAUCUGCAGCAUCACCGGAUUGCACAGUGUCGGACAGUGAAGAUAGCAAUCCUGGGAGAAGAAGGAGUUCCUGUGCAAGUGGAUGGAGAAGCCUGGAUCCAGCCUCCGGGUUACAUUUGGAUUGUUCAUAAGAACAGAGCACAGACCCUCACCCGAGACCGGGCAUUUGAGAGCACCCUGAAGUCCUGGGAGGACAAACAGAAGUGUGAGUUGUCCCGGCCCUCCUCUUUCUCUCUGCAACCAGAGAUCAUGUCCGAAGAAGAAUCCACCCAGAUCAACCAGUUUGGCCAAGCUGCAGGUGCUCUGAUCCACAGCAUUCGGGAAAUAGCCCAAUCCUAUCAGGACAUGGAACAGGAGCUUGCCCAUGCUGUCAAUGCCAGCUCCAAGUCUAUGGACAAAGUCUACGCUAGAUCCAAGUCUACAGAGGGUCUGAACUGCAGCCUUGUUGUAGAGAUGGUGAAUAAUGUCAAAGCCCUGCAUAAUGAGACAGAGCUGCUGCUGGCGGGCAAGAUGGCGCUGCAAUUAGAUCCCCCACAGAAGGAGCAGCUCCAAGCAGCCCUUGCAGACAUGGACCUCCAGCUGAGGAAACUAGCAGACAUCCCUUGGCUGUGGCAGCUGAUGGAGCCCUGCGAUGAGGAGAACCAGAUGCUGGAUUAUUCUAAACGCAGCCGCAGUGGCAAAUUCCGGCUGGUGACCAAGUUUAAAAAGGAGAAGAACAACAAAAAUAAGGAGACUCAUAGUAGCAUGGGAUUGCCGGUUCACCUCUGGGGAACGGAGGAGGUUGCGGCCUGGCUUGAGCAUCUCAGUCUUUGUGAGUAUAAGGAUAUCUUCAUCCGGCAUGACGUCCGGGGCUCUGAGCUCCUGCACCUCGAACGGAGGGACCUCAAGGACCUGGGUGUGACCAAAGUGGGUCACAUGAAGAGGAUACUGCAUGGGAUCAAGGAUCUGAGCCGGAGUACUCCUGCCGGCGAGGUUUAGCCUCUGUUUUCACAGCCUGUGUCUACCAUUCCCCCUAAUUGCACAGCAGUCACCUCACGGAGCAGAUGUGCUCACAACUGUGUCUACUGAGCAGCCAAACUGUAUCUGUUCAGAGCUCAUAUCCAACCAAGCAUGGUGCUACCUUUUUUCCUGUGGGGUACGGCUGCAUCCUGUCGAGAGGCACCUUAUCUGCGGUCAUGCAGAGCCUCCUGGAAGAGAACUCACUUGCUGUUUGAAGAACCAUGUCCUCUGACAUGGGAAGUACUGGUUCCAGUGACAGUGCAGGACUCCUGAGAACUGCAACACAGCUACCUUUACUGGAGAACUUUGUGACAGUAGAAUUAUUCAGGGCAAAAGAUAUAUUGGCCAGUCUUAGUUCAGGAGCAUUUGACAGUCUUUUCAGACUCAAAACUUUCCCACUUACCUGUGUCACACCUCUAUCUUAGAACAUUGAAGUGGGACA